AGCACGAUCGACGACCUUCAAGGGCGCGCGGGAGAGCUCAAGGGUGGGAAAGGGUUCCGCGGGUUCCUGAAAGGACUCAUCUACGGGUCUCGGAAUCAAGCGAUCCUGUCGGACAUGAAGGAAGACAUGGCAAAAGCGAUGAGCCUUUUUAUGGUCCGUCGACCUUGCCGACUCUUGAUGCGCGCUUUGACAUAUGCUUGUUUACUGCAGCUCAGAGGCACAAUGUCCAUCCAGAAAGUCCUUACCGAGAGACUGACCGACGCUCGUGAAGAGGGCCAGAAAGUCAUCGACUCCAUUCCUCGAGCAGAUGCAGGCUAUCGAUCAGUAGACGAACUCAAGAGCGGAUUCAUGCAAGGCACCCGGAAGGAGCUGUUCACGGAGCUAGAGCAGUGGUCAACCGGUCAAUUCCCUGAGGACAAGCCCAAACGAGUCUGCUACCUCACCGGCGGGGCGGGUCUGGGGAAGUCAUCGAUUUCCCACCAGCUGUGCGUCCGCUAUGACGCGGCGGAAGACUCCUCUCUCAGACUCGGCGCAUCAUUCUUCUUCGUCCGUGGACGCGGCGACCUCGAAGACGCGCACCUCGUCUUCUCGACUCUCGCACGCCAGCUUGCAGUGUCUCAGCCGACCCUUCGCCCUCUCAUUGUCAGCGCCGCACGCGAAUAUCUCAAACACGGCGACCGGCAGCAGAUGCGACACUCAUUUGAGGGACUCCUUCGGAAGGCUCUCACCGCCGCUCCCGCGGACCAGGCACCGACAUUGAUUGUCAUCGACGGAAUAGACGAGUGCAAGGACAGGAAGCUGGUCCCCGAACUGCUUCGGUCCUUGUUCGGUCUUGUCCGCGAGUUACCGUGGCUGUGUGUCUUCGCUGCGUCACGGCCGGAGCCCCACAUUCUGUCGGUGCUUGCACACCCCAGUUCGGCCGAUGUUGUCCAUCAUAUGCGACUGGAAGAUGCAGCGAACAGUGAGGAUGAUGUCGGGCGUUACCUCGAGGAGACUUUGCCGAAGAUGCCGUCAUACGGCGAUUACCUCGAGAAGCACCCGGAUGCCCUUGGACGUCUCAUCGAACGUGCGGCCGGUGUAUUCAUCUUUGCCCGGAUCACCGUGAAUUUCUUGGACGAACAUCACAAUCAUCCGGAGGAAUGGUUUUCGCUUGUCCUCUCGGGUGGGGGUCCAGCGACGUCACCUCUCGAUGCGCUGUAUCUGCAGAUCCUGCGGUCGGCAUUCCCCCCGGAAGACUUGCGCGCCUCGCCUCGAGAACGCGAACGUCUCAUUUUCCUCCUGCGUUUCAUUACACUGGAAUCUCAGUGGACAAGUCCCGAGACCGUUGCAUUCUACGGACGCGAUCUGUCCGUCGACGACGUCUUCUACAUCGUGGACCACCUGCGUUCUGUGUUGAUUAUCAACGAGCGCGGGCGCGUGGUGCCCCUCCACGCAUCGUUUGGCGAAUUCCUUGUCGACGAGGAUCGGUGUAGUGAUUCGCUCUACCAUGUGGACGAAUCUGAAGGACAUGCUCACCUUGCAUGUGCUUGUCUGGCAGCCAUGUCUUUAGAAAAUUAUACAUAUCGUCGACAGGAACCGGAUCAGCGGCCCCAGCACGCACACGUCAACUUUGAUAUAAUGUCACGCAGCUGGUGGGAGCAUGUUUCGCAGGCCAAAUGUACCGCGGAGUUGGAGGAGCAUCUAUCUCAGUUCGUGCAAGAUAUCCGACUGGCAUUCCAUAUGUGGAACAUCAGAGAAUUUGAUCCCGGAUUGCCCAGCUAUUCUAUACAGUAUAUAUGGGACUGUUUCCAGGUGGGUGAUUAA
Molecule: messenger RNA, 1803 nt
Organism: Phanerochaete carnosa HHB-10118-sp
Lineage: Eukaryota; Fungi; Basidiomycota; Agaricomycetes; Polyporales; Phanerochaetaceae
Exons: 2
Coding region: 115-1803 (562 amino acids)
Molecular function (GO): ATP hydrolysis activity
Source: RefSeq, a predicted model, not a curated record